Effrenium voratum is the source of this 2961-nucleotide messenger RNA. The record is from the annotation of a GenBank genome assembly. Lineage: Eukaryota; Dinophyceae; Suessiales; Symbiodiniaceae.
AUGGGCAAGAAGGACGGCUCCGGGAACGGACCGGUGGCAGAGACGCAACGGUGGCAAGUUCAUGGACAUCUGGUGGUCUAUGUGGACGACAUGAUGGUCUGCGGCCCGGACACCGUGGUUCAAGGGUGCCUGGAUCGCAUUGCCAGCGAAUGGUCGUGUAGCCCUCCGGAGUGGGUCGGCAGGCAAGAUUGGACCAAGUUUUGCGGCUUCGAGCUGCGAUGGGCCGACGGAGGACUUCUCCUGGGACAACCUUCGUACAUAGGCGAGUUGGUUCAUCGGCAUGGAGUGCAGCAGUCCCGACCGGUGCCGUUCUCAAAGCCGGAGGUACCCGAAUCCCUGGAGGUUAAUGCCGUGGACAUCAAGGAGGCACAGGGCCUGGUGGGGGAAUUGCUGUGGCUUUCGGUGAGAACGAGAGCUGACAUCUCCUUCGGGGUUUCUUGGAUGGCCCAACACAUCACGAAGUGUCCACAACUGGUGGUGAAGGCGGCGAUGGAGAUGAUUGGGUACCUACGAGGCACACAGUCACUCGGGCUAUGCUACGCCAGGUGCGUUGGAGGUAGAGGACCGGAUGGGGCUCUGCCGUUCGCUCACGCGAUGAAUCGGAUUGAGCUCUACGCGGAUGUCUCUUACGCCCCUGGGGGAGGACGAAGUCAUCAGGGUGUGAUGGCGUACUACGGAGGAGCCCUGGUGCAAUGGCUUUCGGUAAGGCAGGCCUUCACAACCUUGAGCACUGCGGAAGCGGAGCUGGUGGGCUACCUGGAGGCCAUGACGAUGGGUCAAUCAGUGGCGGUGGUGCUGGGAGUCCUCGAAGGAGGUGCCUGGGACGACCUCAUUAUUGAUGUGACUCGUCGGCUGGAGAUGGACGGACAGGAGAAACUAUAUGGGGGAAUCCGAGCACAAGCGGGAGCUUCUCGAGGUGGCGAUCCUGGAGAACUAGACGGGCACGAAGGGGAUCUACCUGCGGCGGAUCGGGAAGGUGCGGGAGAUCUCCCACGUGAAGAUCGGGGGGAGCAUGGGCCUUUGGAGGGCCGAGGUGGAAGCUUCGUGGUCUAUGGAGACAACUCCAGUGCGAUCACGAUAAUUGAAAGUGCAGAUGGGCCUUGGCGUACAAGGCAUCUUCGGCUGAGAGCCGAAGUUUUACGAGAAAAAGUGAAAUGCGGGCGGUGGGCGGUGAGACACCUUCCGGGUACGAGAUUGGUAGCAGACUACCUCACGAAGGCGAUGACGGCAAAGGCGCAGUGGCCCAAGUUCUACGAGCUGGCAGGCAUGAUCAUGGCGGAACCGGACGAGGUGGAACCACCAGCCGAGAACAUAGCCCCGCAGAACCUGAGCAAAUUGAAGCUUGCGGGCCUGGCGUUGGUCAUGGGGAAGGUGGUCAACUGGAUCCCAGACCAAGCCGAGGACGUGAUGGUGAAGAAUCUGUGCCUGGCUGCCUUGGGCGGCUGCCCCGAUAGGGAGGAAGUUUCCACGGGCGGCCAGCCAUGGUUCUUCGAACGUAGGGUCGAAAGGCCCCCUGAUGAUGACCCGAGAUUUUCCAUAGAGGAGGAGCCCGAAGACUUCUGGGACGUGGAGGUCAACGAGAGGGAGAUGGUAAUGACGCGCAUUCACAUGCUGCCACGGCAUGGGGACUAUCAACCUCGAGCCGAUGCCCUUCCUCCCGGAGCUUCGAUGGAGAGGCUGGAGCAAAGGCGGCAGACGAACAUCGUCUACGAGGACAUGGAUCUGGGGCGCCGGGUCAUCACGGACAGAUGGAGCGAGGAGGCCUUCAGGUUCAGGAAUGCGUGGAGAGGGGCGACCACGUUCUGGAUGCCAUUGGAAGGAGAGGUCAGGGAGGGGGACGCCGCAGUCCCUCAAGUUCGAGAUGCUGACCGAAGAGGUGGUUCGCGGACGAGGUCUUUGGCCCCGAAUGGGGAGGUGGAACUCUCGAGGCCGGUGCGGCCGCGUCUUCAAGCGUUGCGGGUUCGGGAGGUGAAGGUCAUGAAGGCAGAAAACCUAACCCUGGGGCCUGCUGGAGCUGGAGGUGAUGAUCCGGGUGGAGAUUGGCAGCCGUCGAUCGAAGAAGAUCCGGAAGAUCACUGGGAAGUGGAAUUCCUGCCGGGAAACCUGAUUAUGGCGACAAGGAUUCAUGUGGUGGAGAGGAUCCGCUCUUAUGAGCCGGACCGCCGGGACGUGCCGGUCGGCGUAUUCUUGGAAGACUUCCUGGACAGAAGAGAGUCCUUCAUCAACCCGGUGAACCACAGGGAGGAUACACCCCGUGGGGUAUGGGGCGAGGUCGUCGAUGAUAAUUGGCGGCGGGACCGGUGGCUGAGAGAAGGCUGGACGGGAAGCUCGCGAUUUUGGGUGAGGCCGCGGAGGAGGGAGAUCAUUUUCGAGGUUCGACCUUUGACCGACCAGGAGCGUCAGGACGAGAUGGACCACGAUGACACCGGGGACCCGGGGGCAUCUGGCAGCGGGGGCGCUUCAAGUUCAGGGGCGACCGCAUCGAUGAUGGGAUCGGCUACCAGGCCUGCGGAUACCUCAGCGACGGGAGAUCAGAAGAGGCCGAGGACCUCGAGGUGUGUGGAGAAGAAGGAGUCCUACGUGCUCUACGCCGUGGAGAAGGAUUUCCGGCGAAGAAUGUUCAUCUUGGUGGUGAUUUUCAGCAUGACUGUGGGGACGUGCGCUCAAAAUCAGGAAGAGCGAGAGGAGGAUCAGAUGCUGUGGUGGAUCAUUCUCAUCACGGCAUUGCUUGCGGGCGCCUUGAGUGAUCCGGCGAGGAUGGCGUACUUCAAGAAUAUGGCGGUGCAAUCAUGGAAGAGGACAUCCCGAGCAUGCCUUGCGAGAUGUGGCCUCAUGGGCAACGUGAAGGACAGGGCGAAGAUGAAGAUCGUCCUGUUGAAGGAGGAGCAAAGCCGUUUGGGAGGGCGAGCUGUGGACAUGGAGAUGGUCGCCCGGGUUCUAGCGGAGGAGAUGAUCGUCUAG